Messenger RNA from Colletotrichum navitas, 918 nucleotides. RefSeq lists its product as uncharacterized. The transcript has a single exon. NCBI's taxonomy places the organism in Eukaryota, Fungi, Ascomycota, Sordariomycetes, Glomerellales, Glomerellaceae. The record is from RefSeq and is a predicted model, not a curated record. The coding region runs from base 202 to 705 and encodes 167 amino acids.
GAGGAGAGGUUUCGUUUCUAAGGUCAUGGCUUCCAUGCCGCUGCUUCACUGGUCACGGUUUUCUUUGCGAUCCAACAGGCGUAGCGAUCCGGAACGGAGGGGGGGUUUCUAUCAAGACACGUCGCAAGAUGCGAUGUAACGAUGGUAGCGGCCGGCGCCACCUAGGUGUUUAAGCUGGAGCAAGGUCCGGCGGCGAGAAACAUGGAUCCAAGGUGGGGGGAAAACGUUUUGCACAACAUAAAAAACAAUGGCAAAAAGAGAAUCCUUGGUAGGUUGCAGAGCCGUAAGGGAAAGACUGACACAGCACCUGCUGCCUCGGUCAGACUCGGGCUCGUAGCCCGUGGUUGCGCGCGGUCGCGGGAUGAUUCAAUGGCCGGCGGCGGGGGAGGCGUGGGGUGCGCGCGCGCAAAGGGACGGUUUGAAUGGAUGGGAACGACGAAUGCAACAACGACAACGACGACGACAUGCCGGCUACCACAGAACCCCCACGUGCAGAAGCCAAUCCGCCGGAAUGGAGCCAGCCCCGCGCCGGCGGUACGGGCCACGCAGCCUAAAGUCCGACCCCGCCGUGGGCGGUACUCUGCAGUAGCGCACUUGCGGCCGCACCCCCCCACUGUGGACUUUUUCAAAAACACCCGAAGGGGGGCGGUUAAGCUGGAUCAAGUGACGAGAACACCCUCAAUACGUGCUUGGUUCAAUUCUUGACUGGUCUGCUUUCUCGCAGGAAACGCUCCGCUUAUACCGCGGAAUAAUCGUGUCUUAAAUCUACAGCUCAUUGCGCUCGGAGAGAGGAAAAUAAAAAACCUCGCGGUGUCUAUGUAGGCCGCCCAUUCCCUGCCCCUCUCUUAUAGCAAUAUAGUGAACGACCCAAGCCCAGCGACCACGGGCUGCCGUACGGAUGAAUCCCUGUUGGUACCC